This is a messenger RNA of Prionailurus viverrinus (fishing cat), 8098 nucleotides long. RefSeq names its product ATPase sarcoplasmic/endoplasmic reticulum Ca2+ transporting 2 (gene ATP2A2). The record is from RefSeq and is a predicted model, not a curated record. Bases 596 to 3724 code for a protein of 1042 amino acids. Gene Ontology annotation, molecular function: ATP hydrolysis activity; ATP binding; P-type calcium transporter activity involved in regulation of cardiac muscle cell membrane potential. Lineage: Eukaryota; Metazoa; Chordata; Mammalia; Carnivora; Felidae. Gene Ontology annotation, cellular component: membrane. The transcript has 20 exons. Gene Ontology annotation, biological process: intracellular calcium ion homeostasis; calcium ion transmembrane transport; regulation of cardiac muscle contraction by calcium ion signaling.
CGAGAGGGGAGGCAGCGGCGGAUAAAUGCUAUUAGAGCAGCCGCCGCGGAGCCGUCCCCGACGCCACCUCCUUCUCCUCCGCCGCAGUUUCCUCCGCCGCUGUCGGGGGUGCGGAGCUGAGGGAAUAGGACGAGCGCGCCGCGCACCACCCUGCCGGCUCGCUGCCCUCGCUCCGUUCCGCCCUCAGGGGUCGGCCGCGCGCCCCCUCCUCCGGCCCGGGUGGGGCCGCGAAUCACCUCGGGAGAGCGGGGAGGGGGCUCUGGGGCCGCGGCCUGCGCUCCCGGUGGGCGGUUGAGGGCGAAAGAGGCCCUCCCUUCUGACGAGGGGAGGGAGGGUCAGGAGCCCCCCACCGCCCAGCUGAGCCAGGGGCGUGCGCCGGCGAGGGCCGGGCUGCGAGAGGGGCGGUUGUCUGGGGGAGGGGGCGCGGGGUGAUUCAGCGCCCGGCGAGGCGGAAGCGGCCGCAGGAGGAGGAGGAGGGGGGAGAGGCCAGUCAGCGCCUGGGCGCCCAGGGUGGCACGAGCCCGCGGCCCGAGUGCGAGGCGGAGGCGAGGAGGCCGCGGGGACUGGAGGCGAGGCCGGCCGGGCCCCCGCAGCCAUGGAGAACGCGCACACAAAGACGGUGGAGGAGGUGCUGGGCUACUUCGGCGUCAACGAGAGCACAGGGCUGAGCCUGGAGCAGGUCAAGAAGCUCAAGGAGAGAUGGGGCUCCAACGAGUUACCGGCUGAAGAAGGAAAAACCUUGUUGGAACUUGUGAUUGAGCAGUUUGAAGACUUAUUAGUUAGAAUUUUAUUGCUGGCAGCUUGUAUAUCUUUUGUUUUGGCUUGGUUUGAAGAAGGUGAAGAAACAAUUACAGCCUUUGUAGAACCCUUUGUAAUUUUACUUAUAUUAGUAGCCAAUGCUAUUGUGGGUGUAUGGCAGGAAAGAAAUGCUGAGAAUGCUAUUGAAGCCCUUAAGGAAUAUGAGCCUGAAAUGGGCAAAGUAUAUCGACAGGACAGAAAGAGUGUACAGCGGAUUAAAGCUAAGGACAUAGUUCCUGGUGAUAUUGUAGAAAUUGCUGUUGGUGACAAAGUUCCUGCUGAUAUAAGAUUAACUUCGAUCAAAUCUACUACUCUGAGAGUUGACCAGUCCAUUCUCACAGGUGAGUCUGUGUCUGUCAUCAAGCACACUGACCCUGUCCCAGACCCACGGGCCGUCAACCAAGAUAAGAAGAACAUGCUGUUUUCUGGAACAAACAUUGCUGCUGGCAAAGCCAUGGGAGUGGUGGUGGCAACUGGAGUUAACACAGAAAUCGGCAAGAUCCGGGAUGAGAUGGUGGCAACAGAACAGGAGAGAACACCCCUCCAGCAGAAACUAGACGAGUUUGGGGAGCAGCUUUCCAAAGUCAUAUCCCUUAUUUGCAUUGCAGUCUGGAUCAUAAACAUUGGGCACUUCAAUGACCCAGUUCACGGAGGCUCCUGGAUCAGGGGUGCUAUUUACUACUUUAAAAUUGCGGUGGCCCUGGCUGUGGCGGCCAUUCCUGAAGGUCUGCCUGCUGUCAUCACCACCUGCCUGGCUCUUGGAACUCGCAGAAUGGCAAAGAAAAAUGCCAUUGUUCGAAGUCUCCCUUCUGUGGAAACCCUUGGUUGUACUUCUGUUAUCUGCUCAGACAAGACUGGUACGCUUACGACGAACCAGAUGUCAGUGUGCAGGAUGUUCAUUCUGGACAAGGUUGAGGGGGAUACUUGUUCCCUUAAUGAGUUUACCAUAACUGGGUCAACAUAUGCACCUAUUGGAGAAGUGCAUAAAGAUGAUAAACCAGUGAAAUGUCAUCAAUAUGAUGGUCUUGUGGAAUUGGCAACAAUUUGUGCUCUUUGUAAUGAUUCUGCAUUGGAUUACAAUGAGGCGAAGGGCGUGUAUGAAAAAGUUGGGGAAGCUACAGAGACUGCUCUCACUUGCCUAGUAGAGAAGAUGAAUGUAUUUGAUACCGAACUGAAGGGUCUUUCUAAAAUAGAAAGAGCAAAUGCCUGCAACUCGGUCAUAAAGCAGUUAAUGAAAAAAGAAUUUACUCUCGAGUUUUCACGCGAUAGAAAAUCAAUGUCAGUUUAUUGUACACCAAACAAACCAAGCCGGACAUCGAUGAGCAAAAUGUUUGUGAAGGGCGCUCCCGAAGGUGUCAUUGACAGGUGCACCCACAUUCGGGUUGGAAGUACCAAAGUCCCUAUGACCCCUGGAGUCAAACAGAAGGUCAUGUCUGUCAUCAGGGAAUGGGGUAGUGGCAGCGACACACUGCGGUGCCUGGCUCUGGCCACUCAUGACAACCCACUGAGAAGAGAAGAAAUGAACCUUGAGGACUCUGCCAACUUUAUCAAAUAUGAGACUAAUCUGACUUUCGUUGGCUGUGUGGGCAUGCUGGACCCUCCAAGAAUUGAAGUGGCCUCUUCUGUGAAGCUUUGCCGGCAAGCAGGCAUCCGGGUGAUCAUGAUCACAGGGGACAACAAAGGCACUGCUGUGGCCAUCUGUCGCCGCAUUGGCAUCUUUGGGCAGGACGAGGAUGUGACGUCAAAGGCUUUUACGGGUCGGGAGUUUGAUGAGCUCAGUCCUUCAGCCCAGAGAGAUGCCUGCUUGAAUGCCCGCUGUUUUGCUCGAGUUGAGCCUUCCCACAAGUCAAAAAUUGUAGAGUUUCUUCAGUCUUUUGAUGAGAUUACAGCUAUGACCGGGGAUGGCGUGAAUGAUGCUCCCGCCCUGAAGAAAUCGGAGAUUGGCAUUGCCAUGGGCUCUGGCACGGCAGUGGCUAAAACCGCCUCUGAGAUGGUCCUGGCCGACGACAACUUCUCCACCAUUGUGGCUGCUGUCGAGGAGGGGCGGGCGAUUUACAACAAUAUGAAGCAGUUUAUCCGCUACCUCAUCUCUUCGAAUGUGGGGGAAGUUGUCUGUAUUUUCCUGACUGCAGCCCUUGGAUUUCCUGAGGCUUUAAUUCCUGUCCAGCUGCUCUGGGUCAAUCUGGUGACAGACGGCCUGCCUGCCACCGCACUGGGGUUUAACCCACCUGAUCUGGACAUCAUGAACAAACCACCCCGGAACCCGAAGGAACCACUGAUCAGCGGAUGGCUCUUUUUCCGUUACCUAGCUAUUGGCUGUUACGUUGGCGCUGCUACUGUGGGUGCUGCCGCGUGGUGGUUUAUUGCUGCCGACGGGGGUCCAAGGGUGUCCUUCUACCAACUGAGCCACUUCCUACAGUGUAAAGAUGACAACCCGGACUUUGAAGGAGUGGAUUGUGCAAUCUUUGAGUCCCCGUACCCGAUGACAAUGGCGCUGUCUGUUCUAGUAACCAUAGAGAUGUGUAACGCCCUCAACAGCUUGUCUGAAAACCAGUCUCUGCUGAGGAUGCCCCCUUGGGAGAACAUCUGGCUCGUGGGCUCCAUCUGCCUGUCCAUGUCGCUCCAUUUCCUCAUCCUCUACGUGGAACCUUUGCCACUUAUUUUCCAGAUCACACCGCUGAACUUGACCCAGUGGCUGAUGGUGCUGAAAAUCUCCUUGCCUGUGAUUCUAAUGGAUGAGACACUCAAGUUUGUGGCCCGCAACUACCUGGAACCUGGUAAAGAGUGUGUGCAGCCUGCCACCAAAUCCUGCUCGUUCUCGGCAUGCACCGAUGGGAUUUCCUGGCCGUUUGUGCUGCUCAUAAUGCCCCUGGUGAUCUGGGUCUAUAGCACAGACACUAACUUUAGUGAUAUGUUCUGGUCUUGACUGACAGUUUUACAUAAAGAAGAUGUUUAACUUAAUCAAUUAAUUUUUUUAUUGUUUAAAGCAACUGUCUAUUUCUGCUGAAUUUUCACAUGAACAUACUGGCUGGUGAAGGAGAUUUCAUACUCUAGAUUUUGUUUUGCUUUUUCUGACUCCAGUGGGGCAAGAUUUUCCUUUUUUAUACACAUAAUUAAAGUGUCCAUUGACAUGUACAGAGAACUAACACUAUUUUAUGCAAAUAUUUUUUUGUAGAUGAAAAAGCAUGUACAGUGUUCUGUUUAAUACUCAUCCUUGUAUAAAAAAAAUAGUUGAGCCAGCAGACAUUGUCAGCAAAUUAAUUGGCAGCAGAUUUUAGGAAAUGAAUGUGUGUGUUUUUUUUUCUAAAACUAAAUAGCAUGUAUUGUGUCUUCUGCAUGAUCAUCUGGAUUUAAUCUGAGAUCACAGUCUAAUUUUUAUUCAUAAGCCAAUUUUUCUGCACUGAGCAGAGUACUGCUACCUCAGUCAGUAUUUUUUGGUUUGCCACUCCCCUCACCCCCUGUGGCCCCCAUUCACUUCCACCCCCACCCCCCACACUCCCAGCCCCGCUCGGCUGCUUCUCCUGUAGGGUUUUGAUGGUUCUGUUUACAUCAGUCUUAACAAGAGGUAUGCCUGUUCUCGCUUGUGCAGAAAACAUUGUUCCAGAUACAAUCGACUGGGUUCAUGUCCCCCCACGUAGUUUUUAAGGUUAUUUAUUUAAAUGUCUAAUGUAUUUUAUUGUAACAGACAUUGUUUUGCCAACAUUGCCUAUUUCAGUGGCACUUCACAAUCUAGUUUAAAAGGAAAAUAAAACAUUUUAAAUGGACAGAAAAAUAACUGUCUUGUUUUUAACUUUUAAGUGGCUUAGCUUGAACUAUCUAACAGCCGUGUCCAAUUUUCUCUUAAGUUCUUAGCUCAGAACUUUAGCUUUACUGUGCUCUAGGGGAAGAAAGAUCCUGUUCUGCUGCAUAGGUAGUUGUAGGAGUUCAUGUAUAUGUACCAGUUGUCAUCUGUGAUACUUUUUAUGCAAGUUUCUGCUGGCCUGUUGUAGCCUGGUGUAGAGAACAUAAGGGCGCGUGCGUGCGUGUGUGUGUGUUUUUGUAAAAUCUGUAAAUAGCACAUGACCAAAUGAACAUAUUGUAUAGAACUAUUUUUAUUUGAAUGUGGCACUAACCAACACCAUGUUACUAUGAUAAAUGUUUGCGCAUGUUCGAGAUCAGUCUUACCAACAGUGUGUAAGCCAUUAACUGUCCUAACUAUGGUGUUUUCCUCCAAUGCCUUCCAACAUCAUCAACUAACGUGAGUAUUCCCUGGAAUCCAGAUGCUUUAGCCUAAAGGUGACUGCCACCGAGUGAGCUAGCUGUGUGACAUGAAAAAGCCCCUUGUGUCAUGCACUGCUGUGCUCUGUGACAGUCUCUGAGUGCAGCAAGUGUACGAUGCGUGGUACCUGUGCACACGGGGCCUGGGUUAGCUGACGCGAGGUGUGACAUCUGUAGGCUCCAUGCGCUGCCUUAGUCAGUGGCACAGUCGGAUGUCAGGGAGAGCCUGGGGAGAGAGAAGCUCGUUUUGCUUUGGUCCAACUUACAGGCUGAGAGAAUGCUGCCUUUGCUAAUGCCAAGAUGAGGACUCUCAAAAACUUGUGGUUCUUUGGUCUUUACUAGCUGCAAGGAUUCAUCCAAGAACCUUGCUACCUGGUUCAUUAAAAAGCAAAAAUCUAGUGAAAGCAAAUAGUUGAACCAGUCAGUUCGUGUAUCCAAUAGGUUGGUCUCAAGUAGGCCACCUCUUUUCACCUUCUGGAUCCUAUCCUUUGCAGCUGGGACUUGUCUUCUCUCUCUCCAGGGUACGUUAAAGCAGAGUUAUUUAGGGCAUGGCUCUGCUAGCAACCAGCCUUGUCCGUGAGCCAGGGCGAAGGAGGCCUAAGCAGGAGCUCCCUCCCCAUGAGGCCCUGAGUGUUCCUGUGAAGGCUCUGGAGGCCCAGAUUUGGGACCAGCCAAAAGAUGUGAUGUAAAGGCUUCCAGUUUGGGGGAGAGUUGGUGGGAAUCCUCAAGCGGGGCAGGGUACUGCCAACUUGCAAGGUCCGAGUGUAAGGGGACAGAAGUCCCAUCCUAACUGCAUGAGGUCUCUGAGAAAGGGAGGUUGGUCGGUUUGGCAGAGCGUGUAACAGGGAAGAGGAUGGGUUUUGCCAGUUUCGGCAUCAUGAGGCCUAAAAAGGACCAAAUGCAAGGAGUGUGCCUUGGCUGCAAACCAGAACAGGAUGUCUGAGCUUGUUGGGUGGUGUGCUAUUCAAUGGAAACCAAACUUACCCAAUAGUCAGCUUUUCCUGACUUGGUUCCUCGAAGUAGUAGCCUUUACAAAAGAAGUUAAAUGUUGUUUGCUGCUGUCGGAGAAAUACACAGCUCCAGAUCAGCCUGGGCGGGCUGUUGCCUUGUGGUUUCUCAGCUUCAGGCCCAUCCAGCCUGGAGGCAGUUUCAGCACCCGCUUCCCUCAGCCCAGGCAGCUAGGAGCAUCCCCUUGUGCCCUCUGCUUCAGGCUUUGCCACAUCAGCGCCUCCUCAGCAGUUGUACUGUUGUGGACGCAUCCAGGGCCUCGGGCCUCCCACAGUGAGGGGCAGGUGCCCAGACCAGACCCAUCCUCACCCAGCACCUGCAGGAAAUUCCCAGGCGGCCUCUGCUUUUGCCACCAUCAGUACUGGUGUCCUUUUCAGACCUACCAGAACUUGUUCGUGUUCUCACCAAUGGGCAGGUAGGCCUUGCACGGCUUCUUGGUUAGGCCUUUGCCUAAAAGAUGGCGACAUCACACAUCCUCCAGGCGCUCAUCUGCACAGUGCAGGUGAUACUUUCUAUAGAGAGCUGCGUGAGCUCACAGACAAGCAGGGCGAGUGCCAGCCUCCCCGCAAGCAGCUGCUAUCACAUCACCCUCAGACAGGGGCCUCAGCUCCCUGAAUGUCCUUUAGGUGGCAGACCUUCUGGAAUAUGAGACCACAGGCAUUAGCUCGGGGUCUGUAAAACGGCUCCCCACUGCCUAGAGCCAGAGGGGUCUGCAGCGCCCAUGGGCUAAGUCGGCCAAAUCAGCUGUUGCCUUUUUAACAUAACCACCAAUUUUGUCAAAGCCACCACCGCUCAGCCAGCCACAGGAAUGGGGUGGGGAGGAAGGGGAGGUAGAGGCUUCGCACUCAGCCGCACUGCUCGCCUGUGUGUCACCCUCCUUACUGUCCACACUGCUAACCGAGAAUUCUUUCCCCUCUUGCCCAUUGCCCUUCCGUGUCUGAAGCAAGAAUGUGUCUGCCUGGUGGGGUUCUUCCAUGAGCCAGGGUGGCCUUUGCUCUGUAGCCAGGCGACAUGAAGGGUUUGUACCAAGCCAGUGCUUCUGGCUGCUGCCUGAUGUAGGCAGCACCUCAGGGACAGUUAAUCAGAAAUGCUGGUCUUGAAAUCUUAAAAAAAUCAAACUGAACAUUCCUUUUCACCAUUCCUUGUCACUAUUAAUCUUAAAUGGUUAUUCUAACAUUUCCUCCCCAUAUUUCAUAAAGCUGAUUUCCUCUCUCUUUCCUUUUCAGCAAUACUGGAGUAACCGCUUCCUAAACCAUUUUGCAGAAAUAUAAGGGUGUUCGGUUGCGUGCAUGUGCGUUUUUAGCAACACAUCUACCAGCCCUCUGCAUGAUUGAUGUUGGGGGAAAAAGAAAAGUAGAAAAAAGUCCCCAACUCAUUGUGUGUUAUGUGGAGGAAACGUGUAUUACCAACGGGUUUAGCUUUUAAAUCAAAAUAAUUACAAAUGUACAAUUUAGCUUAAUGAAUCAGAAAGCCUCUCCAGCGAACUUUGGUUUCUUUGCUGCAAGAAGACUGAGGUUUUGAAACCUUAUCUAAGAACUUAGAAGCCAUCAGCCAAGUCUCCAUAUUUCUCUGUGCAAAAUGUCAUAGCUUAUAUAAAUGUACAAUAUUCAAUUGUAAUGCAUGCCUUCAGUUGUAAGUAGCUAGAUUUCUCUAUGGUGUCAUUUAAACAUGCUACUUUUUAAUUGGCUCUGUACAGUUUGCUUAUUUAUAAAUUUAUUGAAAACACUGCAGGUGUUGAAAGGUUAAAACGUAGGCCUCCAGUUCAUAACUUCAGUUAUUUUUUUUGAGUGUGCAAACGGCUAUUUUGCACUGUAUUAAAUGUAACUUAUUUAAUGAAAUCAGAAGCAGUAGACAGAUGUUGGUGCAAUACGGAUAUUGUGAUGCAUUUAUCUUAAUAAAAUGCUAAACGUCAAUUUAUCACAACGCAUGUUUGACUUUAGACUGUAAAUAGAGAUCAGUUGUUUAUUUCUGUGCUGGUAUAGCAACAAGCAUUGCACAGACAUGGUUUCAGGUAAAUAAAUCUAUUCUACGAUAA